Messenger RNA from Cuculus canorus (common cuckoo), 3466 nucleotides. RefSeq lists its product as uncharacterized. The record is from RefSeq and is a predicted model, not a curated record. Bases 77 to 1084 code for a protein of 335 amino acids. The transcript has 6 exons. Lineage: Eukaryota; Metazoa; Chordata; Aves; Cuculiformes; Cuculidae.
AUUUCCUGAAUGCUAUAUUCACUGAGCUCUGUAGCCAGAUCGUCUUCUCAGCAUAUGAUGCAAGGAGCUCUUUAAAAUGGAUUUCAGCUCUCAUUUUACUCUGCAGUGCUUGCUGGUGAUGAUAACUGUUACUCAUGGCUCUGUCACUCGGACUGGUGUUCUCAGCGGUGGCUCAGCGGUCUUUUCUGUGGGAAUUCAAAAUCUGCAGAACCUCUCCAAAAUGAGCAAGAAGGAUGUGAAAUGCUUGACAUCUGUCUUAAAUGAUACUUUGUUGGCCGAGUGUGGCACUUCUGCUGGCAGAUGCCUGAACUUGCAGAACGGGUCUCUAGUGCUGAGGAGUGUGGACAAAGAGGAUGAAGGAAACUAUGAGUUUGUUUUUCACAAUAUCACCAGACAUUUUACACUGCAAGUAUUUGAGCCGACCAUUGGUAUCCAGUGCUUCCCUAAUGGGACCGGAAAGUUGUCCUGUGAUGUGAUGAGCAACGAGAGCAUCAGCUUUCACUGGCUGCUGAAUGGCAGUGUGCUGAGUGCCCCUGAGGCUUGCAUUAAAGAUGGUGGGAAGAAGGUUCUUCUGGAAAAAACUGUGCCUGGAGAAUUUGUAUGUGAAGUUAAACAUGGGAACAGUGUCAUGAGGACCAGGCCUGUUGUGCUGUCUUGCAGUUAUGGAGACCUGCUGCAGUACCCGUGGUUUGUUUACAUCCUAGCAGGAUGCGCAGGGGGUGCAGUUAUCCUGCUGGUGGUUGUGUCCUCAGUCAUAUGUUGUUGCAUGAAGAGGAAACACAAGUUCAUUGCACUGCCUUCAGAGGAGGAGAAGGAUGAUGGACUAACAAUGUCCGUGGUCUGCAGUGAAGCUGUGAAGAGCCCCCCCAAUGGAGACCAUGUUGAGGCUCAAGCUGCCCAAGUUGACUGCCCUCCAAAGCCUGAUGCUGCUCAGACUGCUCAAAGCAUUGAGCCCCAGCCAGCGGUGGAAGAAAACUUACCAGUGGAGGUGGAGCCUGAGGAAAUGCCAGUGCCAGAGGUCAUAGUUGAUGUAGAAAGCCAGGAAAAUGCCUUGGACUGUUCCCCGGAUCCAACUGAUGACUGAUCUGACAUGCUUGCUGUUCCACCCUGUUUUGAAGCUUACAACAGCUGUCCGUUGCAUCCCAUAAUCUCAUUGUGUAUAAGAAUUAAGGAUUGGUCUGGAAAAAUGUGUCAGGGGAAAGCUGCAAGGUGUCAAGCCUGCUAACCUCAUUUAAAAAAUUAAAAAAAAAAGAAAAGGUAGGAAAAAGCACAUGCUGCCAUGCACUGAUGGGUUUACUAACAAACAAAACUGGGCAGCUCUUUGAUGCUUUAAAUGUUAAGAGAUCUGUAAUUAAACCUUUGAGCCCUAGAGGACGGUCUGAAAUGAGACAGGCAGUUCCUCCUGCUCUUUGCACACCACAUGCCUUGCCUCGUCUUUGCCAGCAAGUGCUUCCUUUGAGGGUCAUGGCAUGACAGGCGGCUUGAAGUAGCCUGCCAGUGCCAGACAGAAACGAGGAUGUGCCAGAAAUUUCCUGAGAAAGCCUCUUCUCAGGAAAUUUCAAGGCAUUUCUCACAGACUGCAAAAAAAAAGAAUAUGAUGGAGGUUUCAGCUAAGUAUCUCCUGUGCCGGGUGUUUAUCUGAAUUGCUUCUCUGAGCUCCAGGCCCUUUGUGAUUUGGCCCUCACUGCUUGCUGCGUGGUGCCAGGGGUGGUGAUAGGGGCUGCUAUGUGCAGAACCUGGGAGGUGAUGCUGGCUUGCUCACCCUUCAAUGCCCUGUAACGGCAGGGGGCUGCUGGUUACCUUUCACUGGAACCUAAAUGCUUGGGUUGCCAGUGAGUUAAAACAGCUCUGUUAGUAGCUUGCUUGCUUGCAGCAGAAGGCUACCCUGGGGCUUGAGUGUGUAAUUUUGGCAGAAAAGUUGAUUAAAAUGCUGAGAUCAUUCAUCAGUGCAAGCAUUAGUGCCUUUAGUGUAAUGGUUUAGCUAAUGCAAAGUGAUUAAGCUGGCCAUCUGCCUGUGCGUGUAGGCUUUUUCAGUGCUGUGUUAUUUGCACAGACACCAGCAUUUUAUAGAAUCUCUUAGGCAAGUCUUGCUGCUACUCAUGUCCUGUUCUGCUCAGGGGAAGUUUGUGAGAAGAGCAGCUGGGGUAGACCUGCAGGGUAGAAGGACAAAGUGAGGAGACGGCAAGGACUCGGUCCUUUGUAAAGUCCAUGACAAAGGUGCUGGGGGCUACAGGGCUGUCAGACCACAGAGAGUGCUGCGGGCCAUGCUGCCAGAGCAAAGUAUUCACUGAAUAAGUGAAUGUUGGUCGUCGGAAGGGAGGCGUGUUUGUGUUAAAAUAGCCCAAUGGUCUAGAAAGGUGUGGUAGAGUAAAAGCAGAGAUGGUAUAGAUCAGGGACGAAAGGGAUGAGGAGGUCUGUACUGCAUUCCUCUCUUCCCUUGUCAUUCUGUCCCUGUUUUAUAUUGUGCUGACACUGUGCCAUGAAUCCCUUGGAAACGAAUUUACUGUAUGCCUUGUAAAUGCCACCCAACAAGGUCUGCACGCACCCCGGCAAAAUCAAACUCAAGCUAAACGCUUCUCUCCCAAGCCAGGGAGCUGGUGGGAUGGCUGUGUGUUUUCCUGGAAGUCCUUCUCACCUGUCUACAUGGCAAGCUGUGCAGCAGUGAUGCCCAGCCACAGGUGGUUGUUCUUGUUUUUUCCUUGUCCUGUGACUCUUUUUAGAAGAUUAUUGGAUCUUGUAUGCUGUGUUGGUGGUGAUGCAGCCCAUCUCUGCUUUUUAAGGCUGCAGUAGGACUCAGAUUUACCACAGUAAGAGGGAGACAAUAAUUCUUUUCCUCAUGAUGCUGCACGAUCUCCUUUCAGUAGAAACAUUCCUCAAAGGCCGUGAGUUGAAUGACAAAAAUGUGACGCUGAGGGCUUGGGGUGGCAGCUGCUGUGGGCAGCACAGUGGCAGCCACGUUGGGCGAACUGUGACCGGUGUCACUGAACUGGGGAGGAUGCAGUCAGUUUUGCUUCUCUUCUGCACUUUCUGGCAGGAGCAGGCAGGGGACGACCGAGUCCAGCUCAUGCCUAACCUAAAGGGCUGAGCAAUGCUCUGAGCUGCGCUGGAGAAGAUGCCAGCGUUUUGGGUUCUGAGGGUGACAGAGAUGUGUCAGGCUGUCCUGCUGGGCUGGUUUGUCCCAACUCCAGCUUGCCCUAGCGCUGCCUUGCUGCCAUCAGCCCUAGGAGAGAAGCUGGGAAGGAUUUUUCACACUGAGAUGGGAAUCUGAGACUCGAGACAUCUUUAAGAGGAAGAUAGGACACAGCUGUUUUUUUGUCCUUCUCCACUGAAGAUGCCAUUCAGCAAUGGGGCAAAGAUUUCUGUUACUGUGAGGUCAGGAGAGAAGUUGUGCAGCCUGUGGUGUUCACUUAAUUGUCUGUGUUCAUGCCUCGCUAUUGUUCUUUUUUUGGUGUUUGUUUUUUUUUUU